Hippocampus zosterae (dwarf seahorse) is the source of this 2908-nucleotide messenger RNA. It is a transcript of the gene slc10a2, whose product is annotated as solute carrier family 10 member 2. Lineage: Eukaryota; Metazoa; Chordata; Actinopteri; Syngnathiformes; Syngnathidae. The record is from RefSeq and is a predicted model, not a curated record. Gene Ontology annotation, molecular function: bile acid:sodium symporter activity. Gene Ontology annotation, biological process: bile acid and bile salt transport. Gene Ontology annotation, cellular component: apical plasma membrane. The transcript is spliced from 6 exons. The coding region runs from base 1160 to 2293 and encodes 377 amino acids.
ACUAAUAAAGGUUUUCUUAGUUCUCCCAGCCUUCUCCAGGUGUGACAGCACCGAGUGGAGGACGUACGUAGAUGAUGGUCUUUCUCUGUCCAUAUCAUCUGUCUCUUGGUGUCCAGGGAAAUCUGUGGACCUUCAAAGAUUUGCCUCUUUGCCUGUGAAACCUGACAGCCACACACUGUUGUUAUUUUUUUUUAUUAUGAAAGAACUACGAUAAGAAUUGAUAAACAGUAUGCACUCGCGUGAUGAGCUCCAAGAUGGCGCUUGAAAUAAAUCAUGUGACCGGCAAUCAACGUCCGGAGCGGCAAGAAGUGGAGAGAUCAAAAGCUGCCCAGACUCGUUUUAUGUAUGGCGCUCACUUUUAUUACUCCUGGGAUCCCCGAGUCAUUAUAAUUUUUCUGAUGUGCUAUAUAUGCGUUUACUUUUUCAUUCUAUGUUACAAACAAAAUUCCAAAUACAAUUGGAAGUGAUUUACAGUACAAUAAAUUCAUCUUUACCUGUGAGACCUCAGUUGUCAAAUUGAAAACAUGCCUCUCAGGCAUGAUUUCAAUUUUACAGCCAUGCACUGUGUGAACCCUCUUUACCGUAAGGCAUAUACCGUAUCCUUCGUCCCAUGGUUGUCAGUUUGUAAUAUGUACACUAUGUGUCAGACUAUUUUGCAUUUUACUUGAAAUUUACAUGAUUUAACAACGCCAUAAAACAAUUUAUUUGUGGUCCUUCUAUGUGGAUAUAAGAUGUACUCUAUUGAGCAUAAGCAUUGAAUCAUCUUGUUUGAAUUCGGAAGACACAGUAAUUCAUAGUUUAACUGUCUAUAAAGUUUUAAGAGGCCAAAGAGCAUUUAAAAGAAUGAUGGUGCAAUCACAUUUCAAAAAUGAUUCUUUUAUAUGCACGGGCUUUGAACACUGACCCCAUAAAACGUAACAAUGAUUAAUUUUUUUCCACACAAUUUUCCUUCCUACUAUGAUUCGGCAGUUGCCAGCAGGGCAUUAAGAGCAGUGGGCUGGACAUUUUGGUCGCCAACAUCUUAUUGGAUAACCAACAGAACAGUCGAGGAUUGAGUCCAGUAAAAUCCACGGAUGAUAGUCUGUUGAGGAAACACAUCUAGUUGUCUUUAGAGGUCGGCUGGACACGGAUGACUCUCCACUGACAUCACAUUUCCAAUAUGUCAAUAUUCAAGGAAACAACUGCAGAACUUUCUGCCUGCCCAUCUGAGGCCACGAUCUGCUCCGGCACUAACUGCCUUGUACCGACCACUGACUUUAAUGCAACGCUUAGUCUCGUGCUGAGCACCGUGCUCACCAUCAUGCUGGCGAUGGUCAUGUUUUCCAUGGGCUGCACUGUGGAUGCCCAAAAACUUUGGGGGCACCUGAAGAGACCCUGGGGCAUCAUUAUUGGGUUCCUCUGCCAAUUUGGCAUUAUGCCUUUUACCGCCUUUGCUUUGUCAAUUGCCUUCAAUGUGUUGCCUGUUCAGGCCAUUGUCAUCAUUAUCAUGGGCUGCUGUCCUGGAGGGUCCGGUUCCAAUAUUAUCUGCUACUGGCUAGAUGGAGAUAUGGACCUAAGUAUCAGUAUGACAGCAUGUUCCUCCAUCCUGGCCCUGGGAAUGAUGCCACUCUGUCUGCUUAUCUACACCUCCACCUGGACGUCUUCAGAAACCAUCCAAAUCCCAUAUGACAGUAUUGGUAUAACUCUUGUGGCCCUCCUUGUCCCAAUCACUAUUGGAAUGUAUUUUAAACGCAGAUGGCCCCAUUUGGCUAAAAAGAUCCUCAAGAUUGGGUCCUUGACAGGCUUUGUUCUCAUUAUCAUCAUUGCUGUCGUUGGGGGAAUUCUUUACCAGUCUUCCUGGACCAUCGCACCCUCCCUUUGGAUAAUUGGAACUAUCUACCCCUUUAUUGGUUUUGGGCUAGGUUUCCUUCUGGCCCGCUUUGCGGGUCAACCAUGGUACAGGUGUCGAACGAUUGCUUUGGAGACUGGUUUUCAGAACUCCCAGUUGUGUAGCACCAUUGUCCAGCUGUCCUUCAAUCCGGCUGAACUGGAGGUCAUGUUUGCAUUUCCUCUUAUCUACAGCAUCUUUCAGCUCGUGGUGGCUGUCCUCUUUGUAGGAGGAUACCAAGCCUACAAAAAGUCAUGUGGUCCGGGAUCAGCUGAAACAGACAGUGAAUCUCCGCCAUUGGAAGACGGCUUUGUAGAACGAGCAAAGGAGAAGCGCUUUCAUGUGGAAAAUAGCUCUUUUGAGUUGAAUGAGGAUCAUAUUAAUAAAGGCAAGGCUGAGCACUUUGACAAGAACACCCAACUCUGAGACGAUAUCUUUGCUGACUUUGUACAAAAUGACCUCCACAAGCAAGGUAGUCCUGUGGAAACCCCCAAACUGUGAACCCACGCUACACUCUGCAGGAUAGGGUUGUGUGCAGCGGUUUUACUCUGUUUGAAUUUUGAAGAACCCCUGAAUAGGGGGUUACCCAAAUGAAUGGUGAAUAUUCGUGUUUUAGUCGAGAGACAUUUUUCAUGCUCAGAAGAAGGAAUUUGAAUGGCCGUCGUGUUAUAGAGACCUGUUGUAUGCGAUAAACGCCAAAUUAAAAAAAAACAAAACCAAAACUAUAAUAUAAAAUAACUAAAACUAUUGUGUACAAACUAUUACAUUUUGCUGAACCUAUAUACACUGAGCCAAUUAAGUAACAGGACAAAAGUAUAUUUGCACAUUGAGGUAAAUUAAUCUACAUUCCAUCCUUUUUUUUAAACUGUAUAAUCACAAUUUAUUUAUAGUAUUUUAGAAAGAGUUUUUCAACUAUACUUUGCUUGUUUAUGUGUUUGACUCAAUUUAUACCUCAUGGUUCUCCAAUUUCUCCACUGUGAGACAAAUAAAGGUUUUUCUUAUCUUAUCUUAUGUUUGUGAAUAAAUUGAUGGCUAACCUCA